AUGCAUCCGGGAUAUUACACUAUUGCUCCUCUACGUUUAGAAAAGUCGCAGUGCUCACCCAAAGACCCUCCCAAGUCCAUUCAUUUAAGUGUCCAUUUGGCGGACACUCGUGGUUGGUCAAAGAGGCCCAAGAUUGAGAACUUGAAAGAGAAAACCGACGACGAUAAGCCUGAGGAUGAAAAGCCAAAUGGGAAGAGUGAUGGCGAUCACGACACUGGCAGCGGAGAUACCGAGGCGGCCAAGCUUGGCAAAUUCCAAGCAACUGUAGAGAAUUCGGAAAAUUGUGGCAACGAGAAUGAGGAAGGGGAAGAUGAUGAAGGAGGUUCCGACGACAAAGCGAAAGCAAAGAAGUCUUGGUUCUUCGGCUUUGCCUUUUUCGGAACCGUGCUUAUCACCAAAGUUCCCCAUGCAAAUGUCCCACUGGACGUGAACUAUAUGAUUGCGAGGGACUUUGUUGCUGUUGACAAGGUAAAGAAGAAAGAAGAUGACAAAGAGGGUGAUGCCGAUGGUGACGAUGAAGGCGGAGAAGGAGAUGCAAAAGAACAGGCAAUCAAGACGAUGGACGAAAGUCCUAAGGGUGAUGACAAGGAGGGCAAGGAAACCGACAAGAAGAACGACAAAUCUAAGCAUAAAAGAAGCUGGAAUCUGCUCAUCAAGCCAGACAAGUGA
Fusarium musae is the source of this 669-nucleotide messenger RNA. RefSeq lists its product as uncharacterized. NCBI's taxonomy places the organism in Eukaryota, Fungi, Ascomycota, Sordariomycetes, Hypocreales, Nectriaceae. The record is from RefSeq and is a predicted model, not a curated record. Bases 1 to 669 code for a protein of 222 amino acids. The transcript has 3 exons.